AUGGUGAUCAGCUUCAGUACAAAGCUAACAUGGACCUUUGCUCUGCUUCUUGUCCUGGUCAUGAUGAUUCAAGUCCGAGCACAGCCUCCUCCAGGGUUCAUAAACAUCGACUGUGGAUGGAGAAACAGUAGCGGCUAUGUCGACAACGCCUUAGUAAUGCCAUACAGCUCUGAUGGUGAUUAUGUUGAGGGCGGCCUGAACCACGAGAUUUUACCAGAGUACAUGGCUGAUGCAGGCAAUGACCAGCAAAAAACCCUGAGGAGCUUCCCUGACGGCCCAAGGAAUUGCUACACACUGCCAUCCAACAGCAGCAAGAAGUAUCUAUUGAGGGCCACAUUUACUUACGGAAACUAUGAUAAGUUGAACAAGACUCUGGAUGGGUCGCUGUUUCUGUUUGGGCUCCAUAUCGGUGUCAAUUUCUGGGAGGCGGUGAACUUGUCAAAUUGGGAUCCAUCAUCCACGGUAUGGAAGGAGGUGAUCACCAUUGCUCCGAGCAACUUCGUGUCUGUCUGCCUGAUAAACUUCGGUUCAGGGACUCCCUUCAUAUCUUCAUUGGAGCUGAGGCCACUACAAGAUACGAUGUACCCUUUUGUCAAUACUUCUGUGUCCGUCAGCUACUUUCAACGGUACAGAUUUGGCAACGUGGCUGACUUUAUCACAAGAUAUCCAACGGACAACUACGACCGCUUCUGGCAGAGCUGGAGCUACACGACAUACCCCUGGAUCAACCUGAACACUAGCAGGACAGUGCAGAGCCUCCCUGGCAAUGACGAUUUCAACGUUCCGUUGGCCAUCAUGCAGAAAGCCUCAACCCUAGACACGAACUACUCCUUCAUGGCCAUUGACGUGGCACAGGGUCCUAAUCUAGAUGCCAAGAGCCUACAGCUUCUCCCGAUCUUUCACUUCGCCGAGAUCAACGGAAGCAACCCGAACAGGAGGUUUGACAUCUACAGCGCCCAAGAUAUGUUGUUUCGAGACUUCUCCCCGUCGCGAUUCCAGGUGGACAGCAUGUACAAGGGUGGGCAGUUCCUGAAAAAUACUUACGCGUACUUCUCCUUGAAUAAGACGGCCAGGUCGCGUCUUCCGCCGCUCAUCAACGCGUUGGAGGUGUACUCGCUUGUUCGAAUGGAGAAUCUCACCACUGACUCCGACGAUGUCAAUUACAUGAAAGAAGUCAAGGCGCACUACAAUUUGGCACGAACAAGCUGGAAAGGAGAUCCAUGCUCCCCAAGAGAGUAUUCCUGGGAAGGUUUGACGUGCGACCACUCUAAGAGCAACCAGAAUCCGAGGAUUGUCAUGAUAAAUUUGUCUACCAGUGGACUCGGAGGUGGAUUUGCCAUAUCAUUCAUGAACAUGACAUCACUAGAGAACUUGGAUUUGUCACACAACAAUUUGACGGGAGCUAUUCCAGACUAUCAACUAAAAUCACUUAAAGUUCUGAACUUGUCAAAUAACAAGCUACAUGGACCAAUCCCUGAUUCUAUUCUUCAAAGAGUUCAAGCCGGUCUGCUGGAAUUAAGAUUAGAAGGCAAUCCUGUAUGCUCAAACGUCAAAGAUACGUACUGUUCAUACAAGAAUGAGAAGAAGAAGAAGAACACCACACAUAUCUUGAUCAUCGCGGUGAUAGUUCCUGUGGUACUGAUAUCCCUCCUAGUAGGAAUGUGCAUACUCUGGAAAUUAUGCUGGAAAGGGAAGUGGGGAGACAAUGAGGAUUAUGCACUGUAUGAAGAGAAAACUCCCCUACAUAUUGACAUCAGACGGUUCACGUACGCAGAGCUGAAGCACAUAACAAAUGACUUCAAAACAAUUGUUGGAAAAGGAGGUUUCGGUAUUGUUUAUCAUGGCAUACUGGACAAUCAUGAUGAAGUGGCAGUUAAAGUGCUUAUGGAGACAUCAAUAGCAGAGUCAACUGACUUCCUCCCUGAGGUGCAAACCUUGUCCAAAGUUCAUCACAAGAAUCUUGUGACUUUAAAAGGAUAUUGCCAAAACAAGAAGUGCUUGGCACUUGUUUAUGACUUCAUGCCAAGAGGAAAUCUUCAACAACUUCUAAGAGGAGGAGAUGACUAUAGUUUGAAUUGGGAACAACGACUUCAUAUUGCAGUUGAUGCCGCACAAGGACUGGAGUAUUUACAUGAGUUAUGCACCCCAUCAAUAGUGCACAGAGAUGUGAAGACCCCCAAUAUCCUUCUGGACAAGAAUCUAGUGGGGAUAAUAUCUGAUUUUGGGCUUUCACGGGCUUUUGAUGAUGCUCACACACACAUAUCUACUGUUGCUGCCGGCACUCUUGGCUACCUCGACCCUGAGUACCAUGCAACUUUCCAACUCACUGUCAAGACAGACGUUUACAGUUUUGGCAUCGUGCUCUUGGAGAUCAUCACUGGCCAGCCCCCAGUACUCCUGGACCCUCAAAGCAUCCACCUACCAAAUUGGGUGCGCCAAAAGAUAGCUAAGGGAAGCAUUCACGAUGUUGUAGACAAGAGGCUGUUGGAUCAGUACGAUGCCAAAUCCCUGGAGAGUGUGGUAGACAUUGCCAUGAACUGUGUCGAAAAGGUAUCCAUCGACAGGCCGACCAUGACUGAGGUUGUUUCAUGGCUCAAAGUGUGGCUGCCAGCGGUUUCAGGCGACAAGCUGUCUGCUUCUGGGACCCCUCGUAAGUACUCCAUGGACACUGAAAUUCCAAAGAAGUUACUGUCGAUGGUUUCUGGUGUAAGCGACGAGGGGAGCUCCUUCCAGUCUGGUUAUGGUGGUGGGCUGACAGAAAUAAGCAGGUUUUCUGGACGGUGA
Messenger RNA from Lolium rigidum, 2784 nucleotides. Its product is annotated as probable LRR receptor-like serine/threonine-protein kinase At1g51810. Gene Ontology annotation, molecular function: protein kinase activity; protein binding; ATP binding. The record is from RefSeq and is a predicted model, not a curated record. Gene Ontology annotation, biological process: protein phosphorylation. The transcript is spliced from 12 exons. NCBI's taxonomy places the organism in Eukaryota, Viridiplantae, Streptophyta, Magnoliopsida, Poales, Poaceae. Bases 1 to 2784 code for a protein of 927 amino acids.